Messenger RNA from Anopheles stephensi (Asian malaria mosquito), 2804 nucleotides. RefSeq names its product transmembrane protein 205. Lineage: Eukaryota; Metazoa; Arthropoda; Insecta; Diptera; Culicidae. The record is from RefSeq and is a predicted model, not a curated record. The transcript is spliced from 3 exons. Bases 978 to 1928 code for a protein of 316 amino acids.
UCAAUUUCCCAAAAAUAACGACGUCAGCCAACGACACGAGGACGACUGUGCAACAAACGCCGUUACCAUUUAUGGACGUAUAUACAUACAGCAAACUGCCUCCUGCCAUCCACACCUCCCCUCCUGCAGCACGAGAUGUCUCCCGAUCGUAUGACGAUGCCGGGACGCGAUUAUCUCGUGACUUUUGCCUUGCCUCGUUGGGAUUCGGCGGUUUGGACAGCUCAUGGUAUUAUUUACGACGCGCGCUUGUAAGCAUCGCCGCCUUCAUCCCCAUCCCCACCCAGAAAAGCGUGGGAUUUAAAAUUUGCGCGCUGUGCCGGGCUUUCUGUCUCUCUCUCUCUCUCUCUCGCUCUCUAGUCCACCUCCAUCUCUUCUUCCAAAUCGGUCCUUGGUCCCUUUGGCUACAUGAUAAGGUUUUAAUCCACCUUCGACUGCUGCAUCGUCGCAUCCGCGCAUUGAGUGCGCACUGCGUGCCGGUGUUUGUGUGUUGGCGCGACUCACACACUCAUACACACUGGUGGUUUGGGGGGCUGGGAGAUGCCACCAAUUGCAACCAAUUCCCGGUGCGUAUGUAUUCGCAAACUCAUGGCGUGCGCGCGAAACCACUCAUCGUCGCGCGGCCGUGUGUAUGAGACGGGCGACGCAAACCGUGGAACCGGCUCCACUUUUCCCGAGGGGGGGGGGAAGGGACGCACGCCUGGUGCGGUGAUGCGCGGAGGUGCACACGAAAAUAAAGUCUUAUAUAUACGAUCGGCGCGCGAACACAGCCAUGCCAUUACACUGUUUGCCGAGCUAGCAGUAGCACAGCUGUUGCCCCCAAAAGUCAAUAACGCUCUACCCUUAGCGACAGCGUACCUCAGAGCAGUGCCUUUCGGUGUGUGUGCCAGUGUGUGAACCAUUCCGGAGGCUCGGGUGAAUCCUGAGCAUUGGUACAACUCUAGUCAACAGCAGCAAGGAUAUCUAGCAGUAUUAGGAAGAUGUGUUGCCUUCAGCGUAUGAUCGAUACGACCCAGCUGCUACAGAGCAAACCGAACCUUCCGGCCAACGUGGAGUUGCUGGAUGAUGAGAAGCAGACUCCUGGUCACCAAUCAGCGCAUCCAGCAAGUGAACAGAUCCACCAGGAUGUUCUCGGUACGGCAACCCGUGCAACACGUUCCAUCUUGCACGGUCUGCGCGAUCAAACGUACCGCCUUCAACGUAGCCAGCUGUACAAGAUACUGACGAACACGACGCAACCAAGUCACGCAAUAUCGGCGAUCGUGGUGUCCAUGGUGCUGGUCGCCCUCUGGCCCAACCUGAUCAGUGGGCAGGCAGCGGCUGACGCCCAAAAGUGUAUGCCGGAAGCGGGUGACAGUCGUGGCAGUCCGUUGACACAGAUUGCCUACCUUGGCUCCUUCACCAUCCACUUCGGCGCCCAAAUAUGGAUGACAUUCGUAUCCGGACUCGCACUGUACUUCUCGUUACCACGCCACACAUUCGGCCUGAUCCAGGAAGUACUGUUCCCGAAGUACUUUACGCUCGGCACUGGUCUAAGCACCAUCAGUUUGGUCAGUUUUGUUGAGCUCCGUCGUAGUACCCGGCCCGAGUUAGCUGCCCGCAACUUGGCCCACUGGGAUCCGGUCGAUCUGCUGCAGAUAGCGGCGCUGGCCAUUACCGCCUCUCUGGAGCUGUUCGUGCGCCUCUAUCUGGCACCACCGAUGUUGCGCCUGAUGCACGAAAAGCAUCGCAUCGAGGCACAGGCUAGCAUCGGGCAGGAGGUGGGCCAGUUUGAUGGUGCAGGCAACGGUUCGCUGGAACGCUCGCGUCACUACAAGGCGACGCACAAAAAGUUCCGCCAGAUACAUAUGGCUACCGCGAUCCUGAACAUGGUUUCGCUAACGUGUACCUGCGUACAUCUGCUUUACCUCGCAACACGGGUGACCAUAUAGAAAGGAUGGUUGUUCUUUCCCAGCAUUCAACAUUCAACCUAACUAGUGUAUAAGACUAUUUAUUUGACGGUUUUGUAAAAGGGUCGGUGACAGUGUGUUGCAGACAGGGCAGUAAUGCACCAAUCUCACAGCUGGCCACCAUUACUCGCCACUACUAUCCCUCUCCCCCUGCUUUAAUGAUCUCCACUCUGCGAAACUUUUAAAUCUCAGAUAGGAAACCGUUGCGAACGGAGAGGGCCACUAGCUAGGUAGCUUAUCACACACACACACACACACACAGGUAGUUUAUCAUAGGUUGUAGGACAGACUGUAUUACCCGUGCAUCUUCUAAGUUCACAGUGCACACAUACGGGAGUGGCAAGUGACUCGCGAAGAGAAGAAGAGAGAAAUAACAGUAUUGUUUGGCCCCAUUUCAAACCGAAAUCUGUGAUCAGUUCGCGUCAGACUAGCAACAGUGCCAUACGGAGAGAUACAGAACGCUACCGAAAACGGCGAUGUUCCUCGUGACGGGGUGGGGUAAACGAGCGAUAGAAGAAGAGACACAAUCUAGAGCGCUAAUAAAUCAUUGUAACGGUGUCGGCUCACAAAUAAUGCUGAUUGCCAAUAGGAAUCGUUCUAUCGCUCAUUAAAAGCCAACGUACAAAUAGACUGGAGGGAGUUACUACCACCAGUCUGGAUUCCUACGGUGCGUGCGUGUGUGUGUGAGUGUUUAGAAUAAGUAAUUUAAGGUUUUAAGAUUAUUACUAUGGACAUUGCGGAAGUUGAAGACGCGUGUUUAUAAAAUCCUUCGCACGUGGACGUGCUUAAACAGUAAUGGUUCCAAUAUAAUAAAUGGAAACAAAGACAGUCAGCUGACAGUUAGCUGCACAUUUUUAA